ACUGUCACUGACAGGUGAAAUGGCGCAGAGAGGAAUUCAGAUGGACUCGGCAAAAUUCUGCUGUUCGAUCUGUCUGGAUCUACUGAAGGAUCCAGUGACUAUUCCCUGUGGACACAGCUACUGCAUGAGCUGUAUUAAAAGAUACUGGGAUGGAGAGGAGCAGAGGGAAAUCCACAGCUGCCCCCAGUGCAGACAAACCUUCACACCAAGACCUGUCCUGGUGAAAAACACCAUGUUAGCAGAAAUAGUGGAGGACAUGAAGAAGAUGGGACUCCAAGCUGCUCCUCCUAAUCUCUUCUAUGCUGGACCUGGAGAUGUGGCCUGUGAUGUCUGCACUGGGAGAAAGCUGAAAGCCCUCAAAUCCUGUCUGGUGUGUCUGGCCUCUUACUGUGAGCUGCACCUCCAGCCUCACUACGAUGCAGCUCCAUUAAAGAAACACAAGCUGGUGGAACCCACUGUGCAGCUUCAGGAGAACAUCUGCUCUCGUCACGAUGAGUGUAUCUGUUAUCUCUGCUCCAUGGAUGGACAUAGAGGCCACCACACAGUCUUAGCUGCAGCAGAAAGAACCAAGAGGCAGGAAGAGCUCGGGCUGAGUCGGCAAAAAAUCCAGCAGAGAAUCUGGGACACAGAGAAAGACGUGAAGGUGCUUCAGCAGGAGGUGGAGGCCAUCAAUCGCUCUGCUGAUAAAGCAGUGGAGGACAGUGAGAAGAUCUUCACUGAGCUGAUCCGUUUGAUUUACAAAAGAAGGUCUGAUGUGAAGCAGCAGAUCAGAUCCCAGCAGAAAGAGGAAGCGAGUCGGGCUGAAGAACUUCAGGAGAAGCUGAAGCAGGAGAUCGCUGAGCUGAGGAGGAAAGACGCUGAGCUGGAGCAGCUCUCACACACAGAGGAUCACAUCCAUUUUCUAAACAACUACUCCUCGCUGUCACGUCUCAGUGGAUCUACACACUCACCCAGCAACAAUUUCCGUCCUCUGAGCUACUUUGAGGAUGUGACUGCAGCUGUGUCAGAGCUGAGAAAGAAACUACAGGACCUUCCUACUGAGGAAUGGUCCAAGACCUCACUGACAGUGACUGGAGUGGAUGUUCUACUGCCACAACCAGAGCCCAAGACCAGAGCUGAACUCUUACAAUAUUCAUGUCAAAUCACACUGGAUCCAGACACAGCAAAUAAUUAUCUGUCAUUAUCUGAGGGGAACAGAAAAGUGACAGGAAUGGGAAAAGAUCAGUUAUAUCCUCGUCACCCAGACAGAUUCACUGGAAGGUAUCAGGUCCUGAGUAGAGAGAGUCUGACUGGACGUUGUUACUGGGAGGUGGAGAGGAGGGGGUCAGGUGUUUCCAUAGCAGUCGCAUACAACGAUAUUAGAAGAAAAGGUGAUGAGAGUCGAUUUGGAUUCGAUGACUUGUCUUGGACAUUAGAUUGUUCUAAUAAUGAGUUCAGACAUAACAGCAUCAAAACUCCCACAUCAGUCCCUGUGUCCUCCAGAGUAGGAGUGUACCUGGAUCACACAGCAGGUAUUCUGUCCUUCUACAACGUCUCUGAAACCAUGACUCUCCUCCACAGAGUCCAGACCACAUUCACUCAGCCUCUCCAUGCUGGAAUUAGAGUGCAUUCAAUCCUGCUCUACCUCAUCCCUCCACUGUACCACCCUGGACCACAACAAACCCAGCAGCAUCAACCCCCAGCAGCUGGUCCAUGUCACAUCAGUAUCCUCCACAACCUCCUAACAUCCAGCUGCCAGUGGAUCAACACCACCACCUGUCCAGCAGCCCAUGAAUCCACCACCACGUCCUGA
Myripristis murdjan (pinecone soldierfish) is the source of this 1792-nucleotide messenger RNA. RefSeq names its product tripartite motif-containing protein 16-like. Gene Ontology annotation, molecular function: protein binding. Lineage: Eukaryota; Metazoa; Chordata; Actinopteri; Holocentriformes; Holocentridae. Bases 20 to 1792 code for a protein of 590 amino acids. The record is from RefSeq and is a predicted model, not a curated record. The transcript has 3 exons.